This is a messenger RNA of Exophiala xenobiotica, 1806 nucleotides long. Its product is annotated as UDP-glucose 4-epimerase GalE. The coding region runs from base 201 to 1319 and encodes 372 amino acids. Gene Ontology annotation, biological process: beta-D-galactose catabolic process via UDP-galactose, Leloir pathway. Gene Ontology annotation, molecular function: UDP-glucose 4-epimerase activity. The transcript is spliced from 2 exons. Gene Ontology annotation, cellular component: cytosol. The record is from RefSeq and is a predicted model, not a curated record. NCBI's taxonomy places the organism in Eukaryota, Fungi, Ascomycota, Eurotiomycetes, Chaetothyriales, Herpotrichiellaceae.
GUACCAUUGACCUGUCGCUGUCACCCCACGUUACAGUCGUUAUUGCGCCGGAUAAUAUCAUACUUCAGCCGCGUGUGACAGUGAGGAAGUAUUCGAAUACUUAAGAAGGCUGUCCUGUCUUCUGUCAGUCUCAUCGUGUCCGAGAACCUCAAACCUACGCAGAAAGCAACUACCCGACUGUCUCGGAUACCGACAUCAACAUGCCUGCAGGAUCGUGCUUAAUCACCGGCGGGACUGGCUAUAUCGGCUCGUUCACGGCCCUCGCCCUCCUCGAAGCAGACUACAAGGUUGUGAUCGUUGACAACCUCUACAAUUCCUCCCCUGAGGUCCUUAACCGAAUUGAACUCAUCUGUGGAAAGAAACCGGAGUACUACAAGCUUGACAUCACCGACGAGAAAGCUCUUGAUGAAGUCUUCUCCAAACACCCCGACAUCGACAGUGUCAUCCACUUCGCCGCACUGAAAGCUGUCGGAGAGUCUGGCGAGAUCCCUCUCGACUACUACCGCGUCAAUGUCUAUGGUACACUAUGCCUCCUCAGCUCCGCAGCCCGCCAUAAUGUCACAAACAUUGUCUAUUCCUCCUCCGCAACGGUCUAUGGCGACGCGACGCGUGUACCAGGCAUGAUUCCCAUUCCUGAAGAAUGCCCCUUGGGGCCCACAAACCCAUACGGCAACACCAAGUUCACCUCGGAGCUUAUGAUCACCGACCACAUCACCGCCGAGCGGGCCAAGGCACAAAAGAAGGGCGAUACCGAAUCAGUUAAGAAAUGGAACGCUGGCCUGCUACGGUACUUCAACCCGGCCGGUGCCCACCCCAGUGGCAUCAUGGGCGAAGACCCCUCAGGUGUGCCAUACAAUCUGCUGCCCCUCCUCGCGCAGGUUGCCAAUGGCAAGCGCGAGAAGCUUCUCGUCUUCGGCGACGACUACGCCUCGCACGACGGCACCGCCAUUAGAGAUUACAUCCACAUUCUCGACCUGGCGCAAGGUCACCUCAAAGCCCUGGACUACCUUCGUCAACACCACCCGGGCGUGCGGGCCUGGAACCUGGGCACUGGUCGUGGGUCCACGGUCUUCGAAAUGAUCAAAGCAUUCAGCAAGGCUGUCGGCCGGGAUCUUCCUUACGAAGUAGUCGGACGAAGAGCGGGUGAUGUACUCGAUCUGACGAGUAACCCCUCGAGAGCGAACAGAGAAUUGGGCUGGAAGACGCAAAGAACGCUCGAGGAGGCGUGUGCGGAUCUGUGGAAAUGGACGGAGAAUAACCCCGAAGGAUACAGACAGCAACCGCCAAAGGAGUUCUUGGAUGCGCUCAAGAAAAACUAAGUGGCCCGCCUGCAGGAUGUGCUGGUUGCCGAGAUUUGCAAGCUGGAACUGAUACUGGACCUGAUCUGAACAAGGAUAGAGAAAAUUGUCGGUCUUUGCUCAGCAAUCUCGAAGAUCGAAUUCGCGGGUAUGUCUUCUAGCAUGACUGGACGUUACUUUUCAACAAGGACUCGGACUCACACGAGAAACGUAAUAUACACCUUUAAGGCACGAAGAAGGCAGACAGAACUUUAGCUGCUCAAGAAAAGUGACAUCUGCUCGGAGGUAAUAUGGGCGUUCACCUAAGCAACUCACCUUUUGAACCACUUCCAGGUCUCCUAACCUUUCGAUUCGACUCGCGGUUUGGCGUACCUUCGUCCCUUCGGCUUCAUGCACUCUACAGUCCUUUAAAUCAGGAUUUAUCCCUGAAUAUAGACUAGAGUUUUUGAAUAUAGACUAGACCAAGACAAGACAAUCGAGUUUUACUAAAAGCAAUUUUCAGUCUACA